Amoebophrya sp. A120 is the source of this 4865-nucleotide messenger RNA. The record is from the annotation of a GenBank genome assembly. Lineage: Eukaryota; Dinophyceae; Syndiniales; Amoebophryaceae.
CAAAUUCUACUUGUUCUCUGUAAGAUAGUAGCGGCUAUGCUGGCAUCAUGUGCAAGCACGCCCUCGACUUCUUGGAGUCGAGUAACAUCCUCGAGUAGAAACCUUGUUGAUCUUGAUCCCUUGAUAUACUUGCCUUCACCCGAACUUGGAAGAAGAGCACCACGAUAGGCCAUGUGAUACCACCCCGGUCGUGAAUUAUAUCGUUCUAGGCUAGGUAUAAGUAUGUGAUUCAACCUCCGAAUUGUUGUUCCUUCCUAGUGUUGCGUAGAAUUUUUGUUCAACAGCUGUCUUGAAAAUGACCGACGCAGGGUGGGAGCUGAUCGAUGACGAGAAAGUCAUCGCUCUGCGGAACGAACUGAAAAGCCUCAAGGACCAGCUAGAGGUACAGCUCAUUUUUACUUUUUGUUCUGGAUAGAUAAAGAUUUCUUGUCUACCCAGGCAGUAGGACCACGAGAGAAGAAAAAUAUUUAUAUUUGCAGGUGGACGUCGACCUCGACCCUUUCUCGCUCAUUCGUUCUUGUCGUUGCUAGCUCAUUUUCCCCCAAUAAACUUUAACUUUUGUUUUUUUUGACACAAGGACACUAAAGCUCCUCGACGUCCGACAGGAGCAUGCAUCAUGUAUGAUAUGCAUAUGGAAAAAAGAUCUAAAUCCGAAAUAGUAAUAGUGAAUGCCCGCAAAAUUGUGUUGAAUCAACUAUCAGGCGGAGAAACAAAAGACAUUGGAUACCGCGGCCCGAUUUGAGCGCGAAGCCGUAGAGGCUGCCAACGAGCAUGGCAAGAAGCUGGAGGCGCAGCGGUCGGAGGUGGACUCCUGGCGGCAACGAUUGGAUGAGGAAAAAACCGCGAGAAAGGAGCGGGAACUGAUGCUGCACGAGCAGCUAAGUAACGAGAAGAAGCAGCUAGAGACCGCGCUGAAGGAAAAGCAAAAACUCGCCGAAGAAUGCGCAAACCUGAAAACAGUGCACGAGGUACAAGAAGAAGACUUGAUUGUGAUGUUGUUGUUGAGGAACAAUCAAAUCAUCUUAUCUAGUGUUUAAUAUGUUCUUUCAACAGUUAUCAUGUAAGUAUGACAGGUUUGUAAGUACAACAGUACGCAGCUGUUGAACUACGUUCAUCAUGUUGCACAAAAAUGUCUCUACUACUUGUCGUGAUGGGCCCCACUUGGCUUUCAUCGUGUAACUCCGCAUCGAGGAGCGCGACGCACGAGAAGCGUCCUCCGUUUUGUUGCCCACCUCGGAAGUGAUUCUUGAUCAUUUAUACUGCAUCAGGCCGAGUCCAAGAACGCCUUGGCAGCCACGGAGAACCAGCAGAAGCAUUUUCACAGCAUGUUGGACCAGGAGCGCGCCUCCGCUGCCGCGUCCAUUCGCGACAUUGUCGAGAAGCAGCAGAAGCAGGAGCAACAGGCGAGCCGGGAGUUUGCCAAUCAGCUGGACGAGUUGAAAAAGCAGCUCCAGGAGGAGAAGAAGCAGUCCGAACAGAUAUCCUGAGUAAAAACAUCUCCACCCCGGAGCUGUCAUGCAGAUUUGCAAUUGCAGGAAGAUUUGUAAUGCGCACCCCCAUGAGAGGCAUUUCCAGUCGUGUUUUUGGAAUUUCUGAUGCUGCAAACAGGAUGGGUAGAUGGGUUUGUGAUGCGGCUGCACUUGCUAGACUGCACUACAAUGCAGAGAGGAACAAACUUGUCAUGCGUGACUCCCAAAGCUUCUGGAUUUGUGUUGCGAGAAGAUCCCCAUCUUGACUCUGGCGUGGGGACGUUUUUAGACAGGAUAACAGAAGCUGCAGGAGGAAAAGACCAAGGCGCACGAAGCCAAGCGGAACUGGCACAAGACCGCGGAAAUCGAGAAGCGCACCUUCGAACUGGAGAAGCGAAAAGCCUCCGACGAGCUGGAGAAGGUGAAGCAGCAGCUGGCGCAGGCGGAGCGCGAGAAGUCGAUGCUGGAGCAGGCGAAGCGGUUAGACGAGGAGAAAAAGCAGGAGCAGGUGCAGUUCUACGUGAAAAAGAACGAGGUGAUGGAGCAAGAAGUGCAGAACUUCAAGCAAGAGGCGGUGACCAGCAGGAAGGAGCGGGACGCCUUCGAAAACGCGGUGGGCAAUCUGAAGAACGAGCGCGACCAGCUGAAAAACUCGGCCGCCGGGAUUGAGGCGGAGUUGAAGCAGUGCCGGGAAACGCUGAAGUCUCUGGAAGCGAGCAACGCGAUGCUCAAGUCUAGUUGUUUUUAAACACUUUUUCUAUGAGUAGACUACGAACGUAGUAACACUUAUUUGUUCUUUUUCGUAUCAGACUGAGACUGAGGCCAUCCGCCAUCAAGCCUUGCUGUAUUGAUUGUAUUUUCACCGUGCAUGAUUUUUACACUCAAUACCAAUAUUACGAGUGCCACCACUACUAGCCACCCAUGACAGACAGACGAUCUAACCUGAGUCAACAUUUCUAUGCACCAUCAAAGAAACCCCAAACUCCUAUUUCAGAUGCUCCGCAAGCUCUUCGGAGGAAGCAACGAAGCAGUUGGAAAAGGAACUCGAGAAGAAAGCGAUGGACGGGUCCCAAUUGCACACCGAAAACCAACAGCUGAAGCACCAAAUCGAGGAGCUGAACCGGUCCAUAAACGCGUCGAACCAGCAGAACGAGGCGAUUGAGAGGGAUAACAAGCAAACGCUCGAGAAGAUGCAAAAAGCGGUGGAGGAGCUGACCGCCGAAAAGAAAAAGAUCGAACACGAACGCGACGAGGUCAAGACGAAUUACGUGGAGUUGUAUCCACAAAAAAACACCCAUCCCCAUAACAUUCCACCAAUCUGUCAUCUUCGUGCAAAACAUGCUGUAUCAAAUUCAAAUCUCGCACUAGCCAUGCAGAAAAUGAAUGGGAGUAUGGGUGUUUUUUGCUGGAUAAGUUGGUGGAGACCACCAAGAGGUCGCUGGAGGCCGAAAACACGAAACUGCGGUCGGAGAAGGAGGAACUGAGUCAGGAGAUGUCGCAGCUAAAGACGGAAAUGCAGGCACAGCAGAACGAGCUGGACAUGUAUCGGAAACUACGGGAGAUGGACUGAAAAUGCUGGUAUUGACAAGAAAGACGCGGUGUGCAUGUGCUUUAGCAUCUUGGAUCUUGCUCACCUCCCUCGUCGCAUGACGCCGCAAAACAUUUCUAAUUCUAGCACAUGCUGUCAAGAAAUUGAAGUAUCUUUUUUGCAGAUGAGCUGCAGCCAGCGUACUAUACUCUGACUCAAUACAAACAGCUACAUUAACUUUUCUUCAUCAUUAACCUUAUGCAGAGCUGAAUUUUUAGACAUGGGUACUUAAUGUCACCGCUUUGAGCCCCCGUCGGUCGUCGUCGUCGUCCACGACUACAACUUACCCGCGUAGUAGCCCCGCGCUUUGCGCUCUUGUCUUCGUGUUGCUCAUCAAAUGCCCUUGUGCUUGUUCAUUCUAUGCUGAAAAGCUCCUACCAGUUAGCACAUGAGCAGACCCAUUUUUGACUUUUGGAAGAUUCCUAGCCCAGGCUUGUUUCUAUUGAAACUGUUGAUCAUACGAAGGAAAGGACUUCUAGUUUUUUUCUUACAGCGCAUAUGUACGGACUUCAACACUUCCACCCGUACUCGUACAAUAUUUCGGACGAUUCUAUCGUCCAAAGAAUUAAUAAAGCCCAAACGAGGAGGUGGAGGAGGACGAGGACGAGGAGCCCGCGGCGAGCAAAGUUAAGCCUCGUUCGAACUGCGUCUCCGCUGUAGAGCUUUCUGCGUCAUCAGUUUCGUGGUCAAGAGCUGACUCUGACUCAAUUAGGUUUAGACGUGUUGAACAUGUAGGAAGAACUUCACAUGAUACAGCUAGCUGUGUUUUUGACUUUUGGACUCCGAAUUUUUUCCCAACGACAUGAAUGAACAUUUUUCACAAGAACAAAACUCAGACCGAUAGACCGGGCUACGUUUUGAAAAGCGAAACUUUCCGGAUAGUAGCGAGAGGAAAUCUUCCUAGUUCGUUGUUAAAGUUACCCCCUGAAUGAGAAUGUCGCAUACAUUUGAAGUUGAUCAAUUUUUUUUGUUUAUCGCAAAAGUAAAAAGAUAUAUAUGACUCCAAAAUUACAGCCUUGCUCCUGGUCUCUAUCUCAAUCUUUAUUCAUCAGUAGAGCAACAUCGAAGCUCACCGCUGCAGCGGGAGCAGUAGCUGGUGUCUUUGCUGCUGGUAGAAGCUCUUGAUGUGACGAUAAAGAGCAGGCAGGUCGUAUUUUGUCUGAUUCCUUCCCCCGGUUCAUUUCCCUACUUCCCCCGACCGUUCUUUACUUGGAAAUUAAAUUUGAAUCGCAAAUUAUGUUGAGAAAAAUAAGCUAUAGCCUAGAUAGAUUCCCAACGCUUGAAAAUUAGAAGUAAACCUAAAUGUUGUAAGUAUCUAUGUAGUGUUAGUGUCCACCACGUCCACGACCAGUCCGGCGGGUAGUAAGUUUGAGGUGCUGGAGUUAGUCGCGUCCUCGUUGUGUCUGAGAAGAGACAACAAGGAAGGGUCUUCUCUCUGUUGUGUCGCCACAUCCAGUGACGGUCUUUGUGUGUUAUUGGAAAGAAGGCAGGAGCGCUGCCGGCCCCGGCAAGAGCGUGUGGGUUGACUAAGACCCCGCUGUGGCGAUGAAGAUUCUUGUUACGACCACGCCGCUGAUUUUGAAUUUGAUAUCGCAAGCGCAAGAACAAAUACCUCGCCGUAGCUCUAACCCCAGCAAGAAAUCGAGCCUUUUUCACAGUGGAGGUGGACAGGCGUUUACUUCACGCUAGUACUGAAGGCUUCUCUACUUUCAAGAAAAACAAGAGAAAUUGGUCCUCAUCCAUCCAUCGUCUUCCAGAUCAUGGUGGAAAUAACGAUAAAGGAGGUAUCAUUUUUUCGUGCCGCUAAC